AUGCAAAUUAAUGAUAAAAAGACUUCCAAAAGUAGGAUACUCAUAGAAAUGAUCCAUAACUAUUAAAAACCUGUUUAAGAGAUUAUGCUCCUAGAAAAAUCUAAAUUGAAAUCAAUUUAAAAAAUAGAGGAGAGAUUUCUUAAGAGUGAGACAAAUAGAUAAUAUGUGUUCCCUCGAACAGAAGAAGAAUAAAUAGAGUGCAAGGAAUCUCCUAAAUAAUAAUAGUAAUUGAUCUCCCUAGAUAAUAUUACAAACACAAAAGCUUUCAAAGAAUUGAUGAAUAAAAUAUAUUAGAUUAAUACUUCAAAGCAGAAGCCUAAAAAUUAUUAAUAAACAGAAUUCAUCAAAAAAUAAUAUUCUAUUCAAUCAUAAUUGAUAAGAAAACCAACCCAAAAAUAAUCAAAUUAAAUUAAAACUGAAAUGUCAGAUAUUAAAUAAAAUAGACAAGAUAAUUCCAGUUUUAAAUAAAUGUCUAUAACUUAAUCUAGAGGACAAUCACCACAUAAUAAACUUCAAUAUUCUAAUAGAUCGAUAAGUUCUUAAUUGACUAAAUUUUUAAAAACAAAAGAAAAAUUAUCCUUUUGA
Paramecium tetraurelia is the source of this 585-nucleotide messenger RNA. RefSeq lists its product as uncharacterized. The transcript has a single exon. NCBI's taxonomy places the organism in Eukaryota, Ciliophora, Oligohymenophorea, Peniculida, Parameciidae. The record is from RefSeq and is a predicted model, not a curated record.